AUGUCUGAGCCCAUCAGGAAUAAGAAGGCCGAUUUCCCGGUCGCUCCGACCCCGCAAAACACACCGGCCAACAAUGCACCCAUCUCUUCUCACGCCCAGCAGCCUGGUGUCUCCAGCAUCAAGGAGGAAACUCUGGACAGCGCUACUGCCGCCUCACUCUUCGCCCGUAACCCCGCUCUGGUCUCGAUGAUCCAGGGUAAGCUGGGCCAGCUCGUUGGCCGCUCAUCCGGCUACAUUGAGUCUCUUCCUCCCGUUGUCCGCCGCCGUGUGGCCGGUCUGAAGGGUGUUCAGAAGGAGCACUCUCAGUUGGAGGCUCAGUUCCAGGAGGAGGUCCUGGAGCUCGAGAAGAAGUUUUUCGCCAAGUUCACCCCUCUGUACGAGCGUCGUGCCGCUAUCGUCAACGGAAGCCAAGAGCCCACUGAGACCGAGGUUGAGGCCGGCAAGGAGGACGAAGAGGAGGAUGAAGAGGAAGAGGGCGAGACCAAGGAGACCGAGGAGAAGCAGGAGGAGGGUGAGCCCACAAACGGUAUCCCCGAGUUCUGGCUUUCCGCCAUGAAGAACCAGAUCUCGCUCGCUGAAAUGAUCACCGAGCGGGAUGAGGAGGCUCUCAAGUACCUCACCGACAUUCGCAUGGAGUACCUCGACCGCCCCGGAUUCCGCUUGAUCUUCGAAUUUGCCGAGAACGACUUCUUCACCAACAAGACCAUCACCAAGGCCUACUACUACAAGGAUGAGAACGGAUACGGCGGUGACUUCAUCUACGACCACGCCGAGGGCUCUGAGAUUGAGUGGAAGGAGGAGAAGGACCUUACCCUUCGCCUCGAGAGCAAGAAGCAGCGUAACAAGAACACCAAGCAGACCCGCGUUGUCAAGAUCAGCGUGCCUACCGAAUCUUUCUUCAACUUCUUCGCUCCCCCGCAACCCCCCACCGAGGAUGACGAGUCCGUUGCCAGCGACAUUGAGGAGCGCCUCGAGUUGGACUACCAACUGGGUGAGGACAUUAAGGAGAAGCUGAUUCCCCGUGCUAUUGACUGGUUCACCGGUGAGGCUCUUCAAUUUGAGGAGUUGGCUGAUGACAUGGACCCCGAAGACUUUGAGGAUGAUGAAGAUGAGGAUGAGGAUGAGGACGAUGAGGAUGAUGAGCAAGGAUCAGACCACGAUGUGGAGGAUGACUCCGAUGAUGAGGAUGGCGCUUCUAAGCCCAAGAAGGAGGCUGCUGAGUGCAAGCAAAACUAG
Messenger RNA from Penicillium malachiteum, 1236 nucleotides. It is a transcript of the gene nap1, whose product is annotated as histone chaperone NAP1. Gene Ontology annotation, biological process: nucleosome assembly. Gene Ontology annotation, cellular component: chromatin; nucleus. Lineage: Eukaryota; Fungi; Ascomycota; Eurotiomycetes; Eurotiales; Aspergillaceae. The record is from RefSeq and is a predicted model, not a curated record. Gene Ontology annotation, molecular function: histone binding; chromatin binding. The transcript has 5 exons. Bases 1 to 1236 code for a protein of 411 amino acids.